Molecule: messenger RNA, 4628 nt
Organism: Peromyscus eremicus (cactus mouse)
Lineage: Eukaryota; Metazoa; Chordata; Mammalia; Rodentia; Cricetidae
Gene: Galnt11
Product: polypeptide N-acetylgalactosaminyltransferase 11
Exons: 12
Coding region: 2280-4106 (608 amino acids)
Biological process (GO): regulation of Notch signaling pathway
Cellular component (GO): Golgi apparatus
Molecular function (GO): Notch binding
Source: RefSeq, a predicted model, not a curated record
UCCUCUGAAAGAACAGCUAGUGCUCUCAACCACUGAACCAUCCUUCCAGUUUCCUGUUUUGUUUUGUUUUUAAAGACAGGUUCUUACUAGGGCCUGGGCUUCAACAACUAGGCUGGCUGGCUAGCAGGUCUCAGGGAUCCAUCUGUCUUCAACUUCCUCAGCAUUGGGAUUACAAAGCAUGCCACACUCAUUUGUUGCCCUUACAGAGGACCCAGGUUUGAUUUUCACAUCCACAUGAUAGUUCACAACCAUUCCCUUAUUCCAGUUCCAGGGGCUCUGAUGCCCUCUUUGGGCCUUCAUGGAUACCAGACAUGCAUGUGGUGCACAUAGAUACAUGGAGGCAAACUACUCAUAAACUAAAACAAAGAAAUCUAAAGGGAAGGAAAGAAGGAAGAAAGAAACCUCAGCACUUGCUACAGUUUCUGGUCUUUUACAUAGGCACUCCGGACCAAACUCAAGUCCUCUGCAGCAAUGGAGGUUUGAGUUUCUCAUUGAUAGUCUGUAUAGUCUCCAUUUCUGCAGCAAUGGAGGUUUGAGUUUCUCAUUGAUAGUCUGUAUAGUGUUGCCUAGAAAGUAGAGAUGCACAGCAUAGCUCUGGAGGCCAGGAAACCUGCAUUGUCUAUGGUACUUUUACUGUGAAGCUCUUAGAAAAAUACUUCCCAGGUGGUUUUUCUAGUGUCUCAUUGGCCUAGAAGUGCCCAAGUAUGCUAGGCUGACUGGCCAGCAAGACACAGAGAUCCACGGGCCUGCCCUUCCUAGCCUAGGACUGAAAGUGUGCUGCCAUACCUCGGGUAAACCCAGAUCUUUACAACAGCUCUCUUCCUACCCCUUUGAAUCUUGGCUUUGGAGGGUUCUAGACUUGGCCAAGAUGAUGACAAUCAGGCUGAAGAGAUGCAGAUGGCAGUGUCCACCUGUGGUAGAGUUGUUUGCUGGAACAGCUGUUGUAUCCUAGGACUGGGAAGGGCUUGGCUGUUGUUCAUGUCAUCUUUGAAGGCUUCCUCCUGUGUUAAGAUACAGGAGUCCACUGUGGAGGUAGGGAGGCUCGAGGAGGACCAUCUUUAAAUGUCAGUUUUGCUGCUUAGUUGGCGACAAUCAAAGCCGCAUGCCUAUGGCCUGACUUCAGCAUCCCAUGGCCCUCUGAACAUGCUAUGCUUUUGUUUUUUAUUGCUGUUUGCUUGUUAGUUGCCUGCUCCUAAGCCAAGAUAUCAGGCAGUUAAAAUAUCUUUCUUGGUUGAAACUCAGAAUUUGCCUUAAAGGUCACUACUCUGUCUUCCCAUGUUGUUGCAAAUCUGUGCCUUGUUUUCCUGAUAAAGGCUUUGGACCCUUUCUUCCUGGGCAUUUCCUUGCACUUGUAUGGGUCUGCAUUUUUCAGGUAUGUAUUUAGUGUAAAAGGUACUUCCAGCUGACAGGGCAGCUCAUUGGUGCCCUGCGCCCAUUGCAGUCAUUACCCUCUUUUAUCCGCAUUACCAUUUUAGUUUUGCUUUAAUUACUUUUGUUUUUUAAGUUGACUUGUGAAAUAUCUAGUAGUUAGUUGGCAAAUAAUUUAAAAAUAGCUGUUUACCAUCUAGGCUGAGGGCAUAAUCUUGUUCAAAAAGCUUAAUGUUUAAAGUGAGGUUUACUAAUUAAUUUGCUUUGUCUUGUUUUUUAGGGAUGAUUUUUAAUUGGCUGUAGAAAUAAGUGAUUUAUAAGUUGUAGCUAAUAUACAUGGGUUUCUUAGGUAGUGUUUCCUUGUCCUCAGUUCACCUGGAAUGUUUAUAUGUGCUGCUAUUUGAUAUGAUAUUUUGUUCUGACUUUGUUUUUACAUGAUAGAGAGACAGAAAACAAUUAUUGAAACUCUUUGACAAUGCUGUUAGAACUAGAGUGGGCUCUGGGAUAGAGUAGACUCUUUGAUUAGAAAGUCGGACUUUCUUUUUUGAGUUGGUUAUGAGUUUUUUGUUGGCUAGUGUGUUUUUUUUCCCAGGGGUGUAGGGGAGGGCACUGUUUGUUUUUUGUUUUUGAGCUAAGGUUUCACUUUAUAGGCCAGGCUUGGAAUUCACUGUGUAGCACAGGCUGGCCAUGAACUUAGAUGGCCAUCUUGCCUUCUCCUCCCAAGUGCUGAGAUUGUAAUUAUGAGCCUCCACUCAUGGCUGUGUGGAAGGGAUUUUCCAUGUCCCGUGGUGGUACGUGCUGCAGCACUUGAUUCUAGUCCUGAGAAGGGAGAGCUGAAGACAGUGGCCCCGCUGAGCGCGGUCCAGAGCAAAGGACAUUGAAAAUGGCCCUUGAGCUAUGCUAGGUCUAUAAUGGGAAGUGUCACAGUUCGGUAUUUCUGUUAUGGGUGCCUUUUUACAUCUGCUACCUGGACAGUUCUGCUUUUCAUUUAUUUCAACUUCAGUGAAGUGACUCAGCCCCUUAAGAAUAUGCCCAUCAAGGGGUCUGGCCCCCAUGGACCAUUUCCCAAAAAAUUCUACCCACGUUUUACUCGAAGUCCAAGUCGAGUAUUAGAUCCGCAGCUUAAAGCAAACAGAAUGGACAAUUUAAUGAAUAACCACAUUGAAGAUCCAGAUAAUGGCCUCUCAAAAUCUUCCUCCGAGCUGGGUAUGAUUUUCAAUGAACGUGAUCAGGAAUUGAGAGACCUGGGCUACCAGAAACAUGCCUUUAAUAUGCUUAUUAGUAACCGCUUGGGAUACCACAGAGAUGUGCCAGACACCAGGAAUGCUGAGUGUAGAAGAAAGUCCUACCCAACUGAUCUGCCAACUGCUAGUGUUGUUAUCUGUUUCUACAACGAAGCCUUCUCUGCCUUGCUGCGGACUGUGCACAGUGUUGUGGACCGCACGCCAGCACACCUUCUUCAUGAGAUCAUCCUUGUCGAUGACAACAGUGACUUUGAUGAUUUAAAAGGAGAGCUAGAUGAAUACAUCCAAAGAUACCUGCCUGCAAAAGUCAAGGUCAUAAGAAAUAGGAACCGUGAGGGAUUGAUCCGAGGAAGAAUGAUCGGAGCAGCCCAUGCUACAGGAGAAGUCCUAGUGUACCUAGACAGCCAUUGUGAAGUCAACGUGCUGUGGUUGCAGCCCUUGCUGGCCAUCAUCCGUGAGGAUCCACAUACUGUGGUGUGCCCCGUGAUUGACAUCAUCAGCGCUGACACACUUGCCUACAGCUCAUCCCCAGUGGUACGGGGAGGUUUCAACUGGGGGCUGCACUUCAAGUGGGAUUUAGUUCCUGUGUCCGAGCUGGGAGGAGCUGAUGGAGCCACUGCCCCAAUAAGGUCACCUACAAUGGCUGGAGGAUUGUUUGCAAUGAAUAGACAGUAUUUCAAUGAUCUUGGACAGUAUGACAGUGGCAUGGAUAUCUGGGGAGGAGAAAAUCUGGAAAUCUCAUUUCGGAUCUGGAUGUGUGGCGGUAAGCUCUUCAUCAUCCCUUGCUCAAGAGUAGGCCACAUUUUCCGAAAAAGGCGGCCAUACGGAUCUCCUGAAGGCCAGGACACCAUGACACACAACUCCCUGAGGCUGGCCCAUGUCUGGUUGGAUGAGUACAAGGAGCAGUAUUUUUCCUUAAGACCUGAUUUGAAGACCAAGAGUUUUGGAAAUAUCAGUGAGCGUGUUGAAUUGAGGAAGAAGUUGGGCUGUCAAUCAUUCAAGUGGUAUUUGGACAAUGUUUACCCUGAGAUGCAGAUACCUGGCCCGAACGCCAAACCUCAACAGCCCAUCUUCAUCAACAGAGGGCCCAAGCGCCCCAGGGUCCUUCUGCGUGGACGGCUCUACCAUUUGCAGACCAACAAAUGUCUGGUAGCCCAGGGCCGCUCCAGCCAGAAAGGAGGCCUGGUGCUGCUUAAGGCCUGUGAUUACAGAGACCCAGCUCAGAUCUGGAUUUAUAAUGAAGAACAUGAAUUGAUUUUAAACAACCUCCUUUGCCUCGACAUGUCAGAAACUCGCUCUUCAGACCCACCCCGACUCAUGAAGUGCCAUGGGUCAGGAGGAUCUCAGCAGUGGACCUUUGGGAAGAACAAUCGGCUGUACCAAGUGUCUGUUGGACAGUGCCUGAGAGCGGUGGACCUGACGGGUCAGAAGGGCUCUGUUGCCAUGGCAAUAUGUGACGGCUCUGCCUCCCAGCAGUGGCGCCUAGAAGGUUAAGAUGGAGACAACGUAACUCACCAGGUUUUGUCACACCUGCCACAAAUCAUGGUGCUUUAUGAAGGAUGCUGCUGACCCCAACAGACAAGACCCCUGGUGGAAGGUGACCAUCACAGGAGCAGAAGGUGCUUCACUGGGACUUGGGUUAUUUCUGAGCUGCUGCUAAGGCAUUCUUGUUUAUCCAGGGAAAACAGAAAAUAAUUCUAAAAAGUUGGGUCUAUUAGUACAAACCCAGGAAGCAGACAUUUCUAUUUAUUUAUGCUUCUCUUGGAGAUGGAAUGGUUUCUGUCUAAUCAGGAACUUGUCACAGUUUCCUUUCAUAGAGGACUUCAUAGGAGAUUUUUUUCUACUGUCAUUUGUUUAAUGUUCCUAAUAGAUUUUAAAACUAGUUGAAUGCAUAUUACUUUUAGCUUCAGAAGGUAUCAUGUAUAUUUCAGAGGCAUUUAACUAUUAUAAAUUAUUUUGAUGACUUAAUAGGCUGUCUACAUUAAAUAAAGGAUCUUUUUGAUCAUUUGACUAGGA